Messenger RNA from Didymodactylos carnosus, 5205 nucleotides. NCBI's taxonomy places the organism in Eukaryota, Metazoa, Rotifera, Eurotatoria, Philodinida, Philodinidae. The record is from the annotation of a GenBank genome assembly.
AUGGCAGUGUCGGCGUUGUGGGACGGUUUCAAAAACAAGCUCUUUGGUCGUAAAAAACCUACAUUAGAAAAACCGUUCGUAUCAGAAACGUCACCUAUUUCUCAGAUUGGUAUUAUACUUAGUAAUGAUGAUGUUGGUCAACCAUUUUUUGAUUCAAUAUUCGCAGCAGUAGAAAAUUUUGAUGAACACAAUCGGGAGAAUAACAAUACAAAUUUUACGCGUGAUGUAGAAAGUCUUAUCGAUUAUACCAGAUACAGUAUUGAUUGCGGUAAAUUUUUUAAUCGUGCUGAUGCUUACUUUUAUUUACUUCGUAGAGCAGAAGAAUAUCUGACAGUGAUAAAGUCAUCAGCAUAUUUUAGUUGGAGUGGCGGCGACCAAAAUUUUAAAAGUUUAAAAGAAAUGGUAUUAAUUAAUGCACGGCAUUUAUUCGUAGAAACAAACGGUUUAGAGCCUAGUUUUAGCGUACAAGAUGCCAAUCUGUUGAAGCGUAUAAAAAUUUUCGAUUAUGUAUCAUUAAUAGAAAUGAAAGACGAUAAUUCAAUCGAAUUAUUUUUAGCUUUAGCGAAAUUAUCAUUUCAAUCAUCGGUGUAUAUAAAUGAACAAGCACAUUACUUAACAUGGACACAAUUAUUAAAAAAAUGCAAAAUAACAGUUUCAUUUGGAAGUUUUAUUAAAAAAUACUUUGAAUAUGAACAAAAUUUUAAGGCCUUUCCAUAUGAUGUACCAGCAUUUAUUUAUUCUAUUAGUUUAACAAAAUUUCCGCUUCACGAUAUUUUUGACUAUAUUGAGAAAUUAAAUUUGAAACAAACCGAGUUGUGGUACCUUUUUUGGCCCUUGUUUGAAAAAGGAGUAAAAAGAGGUCAAGUACAAUAUGAUAACAAUGAUAUAGUUUCAUUACUGAAUCAUAUUAGUCGAGAUGAUGGUCUAUUCAUACAGUAUUGUACUAUUUAUUAUGAGAAUGCACAAAUUGAAGACGGAUGGAAUGUAUUUCUUCAACUUUGUGAAACCGAUCUCAAGGAAAGUUCUCGACGUUAUCUUGCAUUAGAAGUAAAUAAAAAAAUUCAAAACAUUCAUCUUGAAAAGUUUAACACAUUAAUGAGAUUAGCUGUUCAACGUUUAAAAGUAAUAGAGAAUGAAAAAACCCGGACAACAUUCACAAUGCUAUUAGAAACGGUGUUUACUUCUUAUGCUAAACAAAUCACUCGCGAUUAUUCAGAAUACAAAUAUAAAGAAUUAUUAACAACAGCCGUUCAAAUAUCAUCAAACAUGAUUGAACGUCCAUGUUGUUUAUUGCUUAUCGAAGGUUUAGUGAAAGCAUGUUCGGGUAUGAAUGCUGAACUACCUAAUAUCUCCAAAAUCGAACGGCUGUUUCGAGUUUUACGUGAAUUAGAUGAUAUAUUAAAAGAUUUUGAACCAUCAGCAAUAAUCAAAGACGAGUGGUUCAGUGGUUUCAUUUUAACAAUGUCAAACGGUUACUCGAAAAUUUCAAGACCAUUGUAUCAAACGUUAUGCGAGAAUAAAAAAAAUCGAUGGAUUCUUUAUAUCUGGACGCGUCUCAUUCAACUAAGUUUAACAAAAUAUCAGCCUGACAACAAUGAACAAACAUUGCAUGCAAUGAAUCAGUGGUUGAUCGAUGUCCGACAUCAAAAAUAUGACCCGGACGCUUUAUUUACUGUUAUUCUCGUAACAUAUUUGUUCAAUACGGCUACUACUUUUAUGAAACCCUUAUCAUUACCUAAUAUUGAACAUAUCAGCAAUUAUAUUUCAGAUUUCAUAAAACAGAAACAAUUAAUCAUUAAGCUUGAUACAAGUAAUAUUUAUCAGUUUGUUAGAGAUGGACAAUGUGCAAUACGAGACAUAUUAGCUUUAAAAGGCACACGUACAAUGUAUGGGAUUGUUAGUCGGCCUUCUGAAGAUGUUAAUCGUUUAAAAUUGUUUACAGAUGGGUUAGAUUUGAAACAAAUUGUAUUAGCCAAUGGGAAAACUAUUUUGGAACAAUUUAAAUUUCCAUAUACAACUACAAUAAUUGAUUUAAUAAUUGAUGCGAAAGAAAAACCGGAAAACAUCAUUCCAUCAGAAAAUUUCUUUGAUUUUGUGCGACAAACACAUGAUUGGUUAAAAUGGUUUGAUUCCUUCAUUGAUAUAUUCCGCCCGAUCAUCGAAUGGUUAAAAAUACAAAAUGUCGACAAUGCUGAGCUAAUUUUGUCUCAUAUCGAACAGUCGAAAAAAGAUGAUAGUGAACUGUUAUAUAUCAAAGCAACCGUUGAAAAGAUGAUGACAAUGUUAAAACCAUUAACUGAAUUGCAUCGUUUAUGUCAUUUAUUUAAUUGUAUAAAAUCAUUCAAAAUAAUAAACAAAGGUAAAAUGAAUACAAAUGCACAAGAUUUUAUUCGAGAUGUAAAACGUGAUGUUCCAACGAGUACAUUUGAAGUUAGUGAAAAAAAAGUAUAUGAACACUUAAUUCCUAUUCAUGAUCGACAAAUCGUUCAAUGGACAUUAGCAUGUGAAAGAUUACCUUGUCAUAUCGAAGUUCGCUAUACAACGAUAAAUAAUGAUUUUAGUGAAAUCAUCUACACGAAUAAAGAAGCUUUGAAUAUUGAUAAAAAUGCUUUGAAUGGUGAAUUUGAAACAUAUCAAAGUGGUUAUUUAAAAUUUAUUAUUAAUAAUUCUAAUCCUAAUAGUCGACAGAAAAAACUCUGGUUUCGUAUACGAUCAAAGAAUAUGUCAUCAUGUUUUCUUUUUCGUGGAAUAUUUGAUAUUGCUCAUCGAAAACUCUAUCAACGUGGACAACUAAUAAAUGCACAAGAUAUUAAUGAAAUAUUAAAAAGUGUAUUUAAAUUUAUUGAUCGUUUAUUAGCAGGUGAAAUUAAUUUAAUAGAAAUGGCCGAUUUAAAAACAAUAUUUUGUAAUAAUAAUAUUGAUAUUCGAAAUGAAGUGAGAAAAUUAUUCUCAAAUCGUUCAACAAUGUCUAAUAGACAAAUAACAAUGGCAACUACUACAACAUCUACUUCAAUGGAUAGUACGACUAAUGAACAAGAAGUUGAUCGUGUGUGUGAAUGGCUUCAAAUUUAUCAAUAUAUCAGUUUUAUAACAACAAUUAUUGAUUGUAUUAAAAAAUUUGAUCUUAUAUCAGAAAAUAAUGAUAAUAUUCAAAUUCUUGGACAUUUAACAAAAUUAGGCAAUAUACAAAAUAGUCGUUUAAAAACUAUUGCCGAUUCAUAUAAAUUAUUAAAAGAAAAAUUUAAAGGUCUUGAUAAUCGUCAUCUUGAAUUAAUUAAAACAACAUUGGAAUGUUCAUCUGUCAUUGAUUUAUUUAAAAAAUCUGAUUUAUAUUCACAACAUGGACGUAGAAGAUUUCAAGAAUUACGUGAUAAUUUAACAACAUUAUUUCAAUUACAAGAAAGAAAUAAUAUGAUUUUAAAUGCGUUAAUUGUUACAUAUGCUGUCUGUGAACCAUUUGUAUUAAAAGCACAAAAUUUAGAAGAAUUCGUUAGUCGAUUACUAAAUUUACAUAAUUUAGAUGAAUCAUUAAAUCAAAUAAAAGCUGUAUAUGAAAAUAUUCAAUUAGUACAGAUGUGGUUGUCGAUCGAUGAAACAAAUACACUUGAUAAUGCAUUAAUUACAAUGGAACAUUUAUUCAAGACUGGAACUGUUCAUAUUCACUUACAACGAUUAAAGAAUGAAAAAUCGCAUUUUGAAAUUCAUUAUCAUAUCGAGAAACUUCAAGACAAUGACGAUGAAGAAGAACACGAAAAAAUUAAUUUUGUAUUAUCUGAGGCCGAUAUUGAUGAUCAUAAACGUCAAUUAACAUUUUGUAAUGUUGAUUUAGAUAAUAUGCCCCAUAAAAAAUUAUUAUUACAUGAACAAUUAAAAGUUCUACGUAUUAUUGAACAAAUUUAUUUAAUUUUAUUAAAAUUAGAACUAUCUGGUCAUCCUGAAUACCAAUUAAGAAAUGAAAAAUAUGAUAUUUAUGAUAGAACAGGUGAAGUGAAUACAAUUUUGUCUAAAUUUAAAAGUAACGAGCAGUCAACUAGUAAUCAACAAUUGGAGAUACAUCUCAAAGUUGGUACUGAUAAUUUGAAAUUGAUGCGUGAUGCAUUAAAAAUUCGCUACGAAAAUUGGAUACUAGAGUUAGAGCGUUAUCGUGAGGAAAGUAAAUUAUUAAAAUUAUUUUCUAAUCGUCAAAUAAUGAUUAUGCUCAUUCUAUUACAAACAUUUCGUUACAAUAAGACAAAACUUAUUUUUUUAAAAAAGUUGUACAAAACAUUUACAUGGGAUAGUCGAAAUCAAGAAAAAAUUAAUGAACAAGAACAGCAAUUAACUAUUGAAUGUUUAACUCAUUAUUUAAAAUCAUUAAGACUACAUGACGAUAAUUUAUCUGUUGAAACAAUAUCAGCUUUAUAUGAGGAGUAUCAGAUCCAACAUGGUGAUAAUACCGAUUUAUCUCUAAAAAAAUUAUGUCUGUUUUUAAACGAAAUAUUUCGUGACAGUAAACAAUUGUAUUCACCAAUGAGCAAACAAACAACGAGAAAAAAUCUCAAAAAUCCAACAACAAUAACGGCACCAAUGAUAGAGCAAAAUGAACAAUAUUUGGUGACAUUACAUGCUAAACCAAAAGAUAAAUCUAUACCAGCUACAUUCCAACAUGAUUUAGAUAUGGAAACAUGGUGUAUUUUAUUUGAAAUUUUUAAAAACAAAUUACCAUCAUCAUAUCAAAUACUAUGGGCAUCAGUAUCAACAAAAGACGAUAUUAAAUUGUUUUAUUCAAGAAUUCGAACAUUUACACAUUUGAUAUUUAUUGUACUUGAUAUAGACAAGAUGCAUCAUCGUCUACGUGAAUUAUUAUUAAAUGAACAAGAUUCAUUAUCAAGACAAAAUAUACAGCAUGCCGAAGUUUAUUAUUUUUCACGUGAACUUACAUGUCGAAAAGGAAUGAAGUCGUAUAUAAUUCUUAGAACUGUUAAUGCAGAUGUUGCACGUUCACAAUUAAAUAAGAACUUUUAUCAGUUUGUAUCUAUGCCACCAAAAAUUCGAGUAAUCGUUGGAGCAGCUGGUAUUGUUUAUCUAAAAAUAUCCAUAAAGUCGGAUGAUAACAUUGGAAUUCAUAGUUUAAUUCUCGAUGUCACGCUUCAAUUUUAUUAUUUGUUCGAUGUUGAUUAUUUAAAACACGGUCAUGCAUAUUCCAGAAACGAAUUGGAAACAUAG